Molecule: messenger RNA, 1518 nt
Organism: Didymodactylos carnosus
Lineage: Eukaryota; Metazoa; Rotifera; Eurotatoria; Philodinida; Philodinidae
Source: the annotation of a GenBank genome assembly
AUGUUUUUAAUAUUCAGCUCUGCUAGUAUUGCGAUUAUCGUAAUACUUUUCCUUAUCAUUUACUUUACUCUGAUUCACAAAGAAUUACGAGUUUACAAUGCUCUAAAAUCUCAAAAUAUACCAGGUGAACCGUUCGUUCCUAUCAUGGGUCAACUACGUGAAAUGCUCAAAUAUGCUAAAGCUGACAAGAGUAUGCAGUAUUAUAUUGAUUUGCAAUUGAAGCACGGUAAUAUUUUUCUCGUUACAUUCGGACCUCACACACGUCUCAUCAUCAUUGAACCGAAUUUGAUGGCAGAUGUUCUCAAAAAAUAUACAAAAUUCUACGUGAAACCUUCUUUAUUCCGUACGGUAUUCACAUCGAUGAUGGGAGAACAAAAUUUGAUUUUAAGUGAAGGUUAUGCUCACGACCGCGCACGGAAAAUGCUGAAUCCUGCGUUCAGUGUGAUCAACUCGCAAUCAAUGGUAUCGAUUAUGAUCAAGCAAAUAGCACUAGCUAUUGAGAAAUGGGAAAAAACGGAAAGCAAUAUUGACCUCCAACAAGAACUCAACUCUCUUUCGCUGUCCAUAAUAGCAUCUUCUGCAUUCGGUCAAGCAUUUGAAACAAAUGCAGAAGCAAAGCAUGUAAUUAUGACUUCUACAGUUAGUGUCCUUGACGCUAUUCUGUAUCGAUCACUGCAAGUGCCGAUUAAUCAAAUACCGCUUUUGAAUAAACUGCCAUUAUUUAAGAAGAAAGUGAUUGAUCAAGGCGCGAAACGAAUAGCUGAAGUUGCUCAACGAAUGGUAAAUGAUCGAAGAAUGGGCAAAAGCCAGAGUUUGUGCAAAGGGGAUGACCUGUUAGAUUUGCUGCUAACUGCUCGAGAUCAAGACGGAAAUGGAUUUAGUAAGCAAGAGGUUAAAGACGAAGCAAUGGCAUUUAUUCUAGCUGGUUUCGAGACUACAGGAAAUCUAAUGGUAUGGUCCAUGUAUAUACUCAUGACUCAUCCAGAUGUUUAUCAAGAUUGUUGUAACGAAGUUGACCGAGUUUUAGAAGGCCAACCGCCAAAUAAUGUACUAAUUAAUGAACUACACGUUAUCGAAGCUGUCUUGCAGGAGACACUUCGACUUUAUCCACCCGCACCUUAUAUUGUCCGUCAGUGCAUUCAUGAGCACUCAAUAGGAUCAGAAGAAAAUCAAAUUCAUCUUCCAGUAGGAGUAACACUGCUCCUGAACGUUUAUGCUCUUCACCGAUCGGCACAUUACUGGCAUGAUCCUUUAAUAUUCGACUACAAACGGUGGAUGAAAAAUGCUGAGGGUUUGAAGCCAAAACUAGCUCAUCCGUUCUGUUAUUUGCCAUUUUCAGCAGGAAAUCGAAGCUGUAUCGGACAAAAUUUUGCGAUGUUAGAAGCAAAAGUUAUGUUGGCCAUAUUAGUCCAACGUCUACAUUUUGAAAUUAUUCCAGGACAGAAAAUAGUGCCGAUAUCGCGUAUUAUGAUGAAAACAAAAUAUGGUCUUUUAGCGAAAAUCACUAGACGUGCUUAA